GCUCAACUCAAUCAAAGUGCAGCCUCUCACACUCACUCUCCGUACUUCGAAAAUGCACCGGCUCAAGUCCAUUGGCGAACAAGGCACACCAGCAUCAAAAGCCACGCGUCUCUACGGGACACCGUCAAAUACCGAACGUUUACACAAACCCUUCAAGUGUCCCGGUUCGGCGACCUCGACACGCUCUUCCGACAAGCCCGCUAGAAAGAGAAGAAAAAUCAAUUACGCAGGUGCGGACGGCGAGAAUGAUGGCGGUGACAAGGCGUACUCGAACGAGGACAGGCUGGCGCUCGCCACCCGCGACGUGAACCGCUUCCCCGUCUUCAAACCGAAGGAUAAGGAAACCAUUUUCAAAAAGCAGUUCUCGGUGCCUUUGAUCAAUAAGGAAAAUGGGGCGUACAAUCCUUUCAGGCCAGCUCCCUUGCUCGGCAUGCGUCAAGGGAGAGUAUUCGUUGCGCGACCACUGCACGAUCCAAGCGGGGAGUUCGCCAUUGUGCUUUAUGAUCCUACGGUCGAUGACAAGCCCGUUCCAAAGGACAAUGCAGUGGAGAAGUUGAGCCGAGAAGAGGUCAAAACGCUUGAUACACCAGUUGUACACAAAAGUCUAGCGGACAUUUUGGGCUUGAAGAAGAAGGUUGAGGAGCGACCGAGAGUACCUGUGGUGAUAGAUCCGCGGCUGGCGAGGAUUCUACGGCCCCAUCAGGUUGAAGGUGUCAAAUUUCUGUAUCGAUGUACGACAGGCCUGAUUGAUGAGAAGGCGAAUGGUUGCAUUAUGGCCGAUGAGAUGGGUUUGGGCAAAACACUGCAAUGCAUAACGCUCAUGUGGACCUUGUUGAAACAGUCACCCGAAGCUGGGAAGCCAACAAUACAAAAAUGCAUCAUUGCCUGCCCGUCCAGUUUGGUACGCAAUUGGGCGAAUGAACUGGUCAAGUGGCUCGGGCAAGACGCAAUCAAUCCCUUCGUCAUAGACGGCAAAGCAUCAAAAGAAGAGUUGACCCAACAAAUACGACAAUGGUCAAUUGCGACUGGACGCGCCGUUGUGCGUCCUGUCUGCAUUGUUUCAUAUGAGACUCUGCGGCUGAACGUUGGAGAGUUCGGUGACACACCCAUUGGAUUGCUACUUUGCGAUGAAGGUCACCGAUUGAAGAAUGGAGAAAGCCAGACAUUUACCGCAUUGAACGGACUGAAUGUCCAGAGGAGAGUUAUUCUCUCUGGUACUCCUAUUCAGAAUGACCUGUCUGAAUACUUCUCGUUGCUCAAUUUUGCCAAUCCAAACUAUUUGGGCACUAGAAGCGAGUUCCGCAAGCACUACGAAAUUCCAAUCUUACGCGGUCGCGAUGCAGAUGGCACAGAAGCCGAUCAGCAGAAAGGUAACGAGCGUCUUGCUGAGCUAUUAACACUAGUCAACAAGUUCAUCAUCCGAAGAACGAACGAUAUUCUGUCGAAAUACCUACCAGUCAAGUACGAGCACGUGGUGUUCUGUAACCUGUCACCGCUGCAGAAGGCUCUGUACAAUCACUUUCUCCAGUCUCCGGAUAUCAAGAGCCUCUUGCGUGGGAAGAGCUCGCAACCGCUCAAGGCGAUCGAUCUACUCAAGAAACUUUGCAACCAUCCGGAUCUCCUUGAUCUUCCCUCAGACUUGCCCGGGUGUGAGAAUAUCUUACCGGAAGAUUUCGUGCCCAAAGAUGCGAGAGGUCGCGAUCGCGAUGUCAAGGUCUGGUACUCUGGCAAGAUGCUGGUUCUGGAUCGCAUGCUGGCCAGGAUACGCGCGGAUACUAAUGACAAGAUUGUUCUUAUUUCCAACUAUACGACAACCUUGGAUGUCUUCGCCAAUCUAUGCCGGUCUCGCGGUUAUGGUCAUCUUCGGCUCGAUGGUACGAUGCCCGUUGCCAAACGUCAGAAACUCGUGGACAAGUUCAACGAUCCUGAUGGCCCGGAAUUUGUCUUCCUGUUAUCGUCGAAAGCUGGUGGCUGUGGACUCAAUCUCAUCGGCGCUAAUCGUCUUGUUCUCUUUGACCCGGAUUGGAAUCCAGCCGCGGACCAGCAGGCGCUUGCUCGAGUGUGGCGUGACGGUCAAAAGAAGGACUGUUUUGUGUACCGUUUCAUUUCCACAGGAAGCAUUGAGGAGAAGAUCUUUCAGCGUCAAUCACACAAGCAGUCGCUCUCGUCAUGUGUGGUCGACUCUGCAGAAGACGUGGAGCGUCACUUCAGUCUUGACUCUCUACGCGAACUCUUCCAAUACAGGGACAAUACGACAAGCGAUACACAUGAUACGUUCAAAUGCAAAAGAUGCAGAAAGGAGGACGGAAAGCAGGUUAUCAAGGCGCCAGCCAUGCUUUACGGAGACACCAGCACCUGGAACCACUUCGUCAAUGAUGGAGAGAAUGGACCGCUGGGCCGAAUCCAGGAUUUAUUGCUUCGACAAGAGACGGCAGCCGAUUGCAAAGAGGUCAGCGCUGUGUUCCAGUACAUCAGUCAUUAGUUACGUAUACCGUAUAUGAGAGAUGAACGCAGUGUCGGAGUUGUCGUACUGUUGAGCGGCAAUUGC
Molecule: messenger RNA, 2548 nt
Organism: Westerdykella ornata
Lineage: Eukaryota; Fungi; Ascomycota; Dothideomycetes; Pleosporales; Sporormiaceae
Product: putative dsDNA-dependent ATPase Rad54
Exons: 3
Coding region: 53-2482 (809 amino acids)
Biological process (GO): double-strand break repair via synthesis-dependent strand annealing; reciprocal meiotic recombination
Cellular component (GO): nucleus
Molecular function (GO): DNA translocase activity; ATP binding; hydrolase activity, acting on acid anhydrides
Source: RefSeq, a predicted model, not a curated record